AUGGAUAGUUCCAUGAACAAGCGUGGACACGAAUGCAGUCAAGAGGAUAAAGACAACUUGCCCGGAUCAAAGAGACAAAAAGUGCCUGCUUUGGCAAGUGUUAUUGUGGAAGCUGUCAAGGUAGAUAGUCUGCAAAGGCUUUGCUCAUCUUUGGAGCCACUGUUUCGCAGAAUUGUUAGCGAAGAGGUGGAACGAGCCAUAUCAAGGUUAGGAAAUGGGAAGUUAACGUCGAGGUCGCCGGAACCAAAGAAGAUCCAAGGCCGUGAUGGAAGAAACCUGCAACUUCACUUUAGGACGAGAAUGCCUCCUCACUUAUUCACAGGUGGGAAAGUCGAGGGAGAGCGAGGCUCAGCCAUUCAUGUGGUUCUUAUAGAUGCAAACACAGGAAAUGUAGUCCAAACAGGGGAAGAGUCGGUUACAAAGCUGAAUGUUGUUGUGUUAGAGGGUGACUUCAAUGAUGAAGACUGGACUAGAGAGCACUUUGAGAGCUUUGAAGUGAAAGAGCGACAAGGGAAACGCCCAAUCUUGACCGGUGACACGCAGCUGAUGCUUAAGGAAGGUGUGGGAACUUUAGGGGAACUUACUUUUACUGAUAACUCGAGUUGGAUUAGGAGCCGAAAGUUUCGGCUUGGUGUUAAGACCGCUCCAGGGUAUGGUGAUAGCUUUCACAUUCGUGAAGCCAAAACAGAACCGUUUGCCGUCAAAGAUCAUAGAGGAGAAUUAUACAAGAAACAUUACCCACCAGCCUUACAUGAUGAAGUAUGGAGACUAGAUAGAAUAGCGAAAGACGGGGUGUUACACAAGAAGCUAUUGAAAGCUGGCAUUGUCACAGUCGAAGACUUCCUUAGACUCCUUGUUAAGGAUCCACAGAAGCUGAGAAAUUUGCUUGGGAGUGGAAUGUCGAAUAGAAUGUGGGAGAACACAAUGGAGCACGCAAAGACAUGCGUUUUGGGUGGGAAGCUUUAUGUGUUUUACACAGACCAGACUCACGCUACAGGCGUUGUCUUCAAUCAUAUCUAUGAGUUCAGAGGCCUUAUUGCAAAUGGACAGUUCAUAUCUCUUGAGUCUCUUAACCAUGACCAAAAGAUCUCUGCAGACAUUUUGGUGAAGAUAGCUUAUGAAAACUGGCAUAAAGCUGUUGAAUACGACGGUAAGCUGUUGAAUUGCUUACCAGUCGCCGAGAAGGAAACAAAAAGCUUACCCGAACCAAAGAUUUCCACAGCACCAAGAGCUCAGAACCAUCAGCAGCUGCAAAACCAGAACAACAGACAAACUCAUCAGAAUGUUGUUACCUAUUCUCCGGUCCCUCAACCGAUAGAAUAUCCUCAGUUUGUGCAGCAACCUUGCAGCCAAUUAUUACCCUCAUUACCUAGCAAUGUGCAAGAUUACAAUGGAGAAGAUUGGUGCCGACCAAGAGCUGGACAAGGUCUUGAAGACAUUUUCAGUGAAGAAAUUAGACUAAGGAGUUCUGAGAUGCUUGAAACUGACGAUAUGCAGAGACUGUUGAAGACUUUUGGGAUUGGUAUGAGCCCUAUGGGAACACAUAGCGGGUUUGGUCAGAUGGAUGAGUCUUGUUACGGUUACAACAUCCCGUACCAAGCUCAGGUCGAUGACACGUACAGGAGAGAGCGUAACAGAGGCUCGGGAAAAGCUGUGGUGGGAUGGCUUAAGCUUAAAGCUGCUUUGAGAUGGGGUAUCUUCAUACGCAAGAAAGCUGCAGAGAGGAGGCCUCAGAUUGUGGAGAUCGAAUGA
This is a messenger RNA of Eruca vesicaria subsp. sativa (arugula), 1752 nucleotides long. Lineage: Eukaryota; Viridiplantae; Streptophyta; Magnoliopsida; Brassicales; Brassicaceae. The record is from the annotation of a GenBank genome assembly.